Molecule: messenger RNA, 2156 nt
Organism: Larimichthys crocea (large yellow croaker)
Lineage: Eukaryota; Metazoa; Chordata; Actinopteri; Sciaenidae
Product: transmembrane protein 42
Exons: 3
Coding region: 408-896 (162 amino acids)
Source: RefSeq, a predicted model, not a curated record
UAGUCGGCGGUGACAAAACAAGUGUUUUCUUCAACUUUGUCAACCACUGACAACGCUAACUUCUCAUAUAGACCAUGAGUAAAUAUUAAUUUAACUACUCAUUAAUUUGAGCAAGUAUUUUGUGGGAGUGGUUGAUAAAUGGACAAGCUCUUUCCGGUAUUCAAAUAGCUGCACCGAAGGCGAUAUCUUUGGAAGAUAGCGCAAAAAGUGACCUAACUACCAGCAUAUAUGAGUUAAAGGCUUAGGUAGUGUAGUAGUUGUGCCUGCUGUAAAGUGUUCACGGGGAAAUUUCGGCUUUUAUUUUGAAAUUUUCCACCACGGUCCAUAUCCUUUGACUCAAACUUGACAGUAGUUGUGAGUGUAGCUGUGUGUUCCUGUCACUGUGCUGUGUUUCACCCUCUUCAAACAUGGCUUCAAACACGGCUUCAAACACGGCUUCAAACAUGAGCUCGGGGUCUCUUUACGCGUUGUUCGCGGGCUUUCUGGGUGCUGCCGCCUCUCUGUCUGCCAAGCUGUCCCUCGGUGCAGACUAUGUGAGAGACAUGUGUGAGUCCGGGCUCCGCGGCUGGACCGAGACACACGGCGGAGCUGCAGCCUGCGACUGGCUCCACAUCCCUCUGCGGCUGCUGUGCGGUGUCCUGCUGUUUACCUGCAACGCCAUAAUGUGGACCUUCUUCUCCAAGGCUCUCAGACACUGCUCCUCCUCAGCCAGGGCCACCGUCACCACCACUGCAUCCAACUUCAUCUCCUCAGCUGUCCUGGGGAGGGUGAUUUUCGGUGAGACCCACGCAGCUCUGUGGUGGGUGGGCAUCUCUCUCACUCUGUGUGGACUGCUCGUGCUCCAUGGAUCGUCACCUCAGACGCUCACACAGGAGGAGGGCAAAAAGGAGAAGUAAUGUAACUCGUGCUCCAUGAUGGCGAGCAUGCUGCACAACAGCCCGGAGGCAACACUCUUGGUGGCACAUAAUGGAAGUCCUCAGGGAAGGAGGUUAACUCCACUGUCUUAUGUCUUCAGUGCAGUUCAAACAGCAGGCUGUGGACUAACUCAGACUCCUCUCUAAAUGUAUCUUUGCUGUUGUUUUUCUUUCUGUUGUGUGUUGGUGGGCUUUACUGGGACACUGAGAUUAGCAGGGAGAUGUUUAGGGUCCAGAUUUCUACUCGCAGUUUGGCCUCUGGUCCAAUGAGUAAAGAUUGGUUUGAGUAACACAGUGUGGUUGGCUUCAAGUGAUUAACUUGGUCACCAUUGAAAGGAAACACAACCGUUCAUCAUCUUUUUAUGUGUGUAAGAUUUGGGGGAUUUUAUUUUCAGAAUAAGGCAGACAUGGAAUAUAAUAUUCAUAACUAUGUUUUCAUGCACGUAUGAUCACCUUAAAUAAGAAUCUUUUUAUUUUUGUUACUUAAGAAUUGUACCAUUAUAUCUACAGUGGGAGAGGAUCCUCUUGAUGGAGGCUGCCUCAUUGAAACAGCAUGUUUCUACAGUCGCCCAGGACAGACAAACUAAACUAAAACUAAAAAAGUGACUCUAGAGAGGAUCCAUAAGGUAUUGUUUCUCCUUUACACUAAGGUAGGGGUGAUGUGAGGAGAUUGCAAUGCAGCGAUUAGACCACUAGAUGCAACUAAAUUCAACACACUGGACCUUUUAAAUGAAUAUGGUGGCCAUAAUACAAAAGAUGGAAAUGACUUUUUCUGAUUUAAGAAAGUCUUCAUUGUACUCGUGGGAAAUUAGCAGCAGUCUGUGUGGUACAUGGAGAGUUCACUUUUUGUAUUUUCAGAGGCAGACUUCAGCCUGUUGGACUGAAGAGCUAACAUAUUUUCCACGCUGCUCAUUUUCAAGAUGGCAGGCUAAAACAUACAUGUAAUUACACACACAUCAAGUGCAGUGUUUUCUCCGAUCCACAAUCUGACCAGCUUCAUUCAAAACAUCGGAAACAGGAACGUGAAAGAGGUCAUGAUGAUUUAUAGAUUAUUUCUAUUGAUGUACAGACUGUGUAGCAGCUCACUGCAUUAAGAUGAUGUGACUUUUUUUUUUUUUUUUAACUAUUUAAAAUUGUCGCUAACUUUUAUAAAGUUAAGUAUCUAACUUGGUGCAGUCUGAUCAGCAGUUCCAUGUCAUUUUUUGUAUGAAUUUGUAAAAUAAAUAAACUGUCAUUCAUUCA